AUAGCAUCCCGUCAUCCACCAGCAGAAGCAGAGGAAAUUAAUGUAAAAGUGAAAAAGAUUAUGGAGGAGAUAGAAACUAUAAUGCCGCUAGAACAAAUGGGAAAUCUCAGCGAACAGGAACGUAAACAAUGGGAACAGCGAAGAGAACAAUUAUUGCAAAGACGUUUAAGGGAACGAACAUUUGCCUGGAAACCGGUACAGUAUGGAGAAUAUGAAGCACUGGUGUAUGCAGUGGCCAGAGGGGCACAUGAGUAUGGUGUCUUAAUGCGCAUAUUACAGGAAAUCAAGACACGUGAUUCGGAAUUUAAGCCACAAAGUUAUUUUGAUUUUGGUUCGGGUGUGGGCACCGGUAUGUGGGCCAGUAGUAGCCUAUGGAAAGCCAUAUUCGAAUAUUUCAAUGUUGACAGUUCCAGGCAUAUGAAUGAAUUAUCCGAAUUAAUUUUAAGGGAUGGCAAUGAAAAUCAACAAAUGACUUUGAAAAAUGUUUUCUAUCGUCAGUUUUUGCCCGGAUUAGAAACCAAGUAUGAUUUAGUUAUAUGCUCCCAUUCCUUGUUCGAAUUAGCCAGCUCAGAAAACCGUUUAAGUGUGAUAUUAAAUUUGUGGAAGAAAUGUGAUGGUUAUAUGAUUAUAGUAGAAGAGGGCACAAGACGUGGUUCCCAAUUGGUAAAUGAGGCCAGAGAUUUGGUUUUAUCCUUUGAAGAGCAUAGUUUAGUGGGUCAUGUUUUUGCACCGUGUCCACACGACAACAUUUGUCCGCGCCUUUCGAAUCCGGAAGAUCGUACUCCCUGUAAUUUCGAAAUUAAUUUUGUGCCAACAAAUUUAAACAAAAAUAGCAAACGUACAGCAACAGCCAGAUUUAGUUAUGUGAUACUUAAAAAAGGACUACCAGAAGAUAGUACAAGAGCAUGGCCGAGAAUAGUACGUCCUACACUAUUACGUUCGAAACAUGCCAUUUGCAGAAUGUGCACGUCAGAGGGCAAAUUACAAGAAAUUAUAUUUACCGAAUCUAAACAUGGCAGACCCGCCUAUAGAUGUGCCAAAGCUGGUCGUUGGGGUGAUCGUUUGCCUAUAACUAUUGGUGAACCUUUCGAAACCAUGACUAAGACAAAAGCUAAAACUGUAACUAAUACAAAUCCUGAGACUGUGCCACAACAACCUUUAAAAGAAGAAUAA
This is a messenger RNA of Lucilia sericata (common green bottle fly), 1173 nucleotides long. Its product is annotated as methyltransferase-like protein 17, mitochondrial. Gene Ontology annotation, biological process: translation. Gene Ontology annotation, molecular function: structural constituent of ribosome; methyltransferase activity. The record is from RefSeq and is a predicted model, not a curated record. Gene Ontology annotation, cellular component: mitochondrial small ribosomal subunit. Lineage: Eukaryota; Metazoa; Arthropoda; Insecta; Diptera; Calliphoridae.